Molecule: messenger RNA, 639 nt
Organism: Guillardia theta CCMP2712
Lineage: Eukaryota; Cryptophyceae; Pyrenomonadales; Geminigeraceae
Exons: 11
Coding region: 1-639 (212 amino acids)
Source: RefSeq, a predicted model, not a curated record
AUGGGGAUCGACUCACGAGAUGGAGAUGGGACGCAUCUGAGCGACAUAAGACGGACUGGCGAGGACUCGGGGAUUGUCAUCACCAGCGUCCAUCCUUACAUCAUCCAAAAGCUCGGGAUAGAGCCGCUUGAGACAAGCUUACUGAGGAAAGCAAACAAGAAGAGCUCUGGAACUCUGAGAAAGUCCAUGGAGGGUCCCAGCACGAACGUUCCCAGCAGAAAGUCCAUCCUCUCUGACAAGCCGUGGAUCAACCUGCUCUCAAACAAGUCAUGGAGCUUGUCAACGGUCGCAAGGCUGACCCCUCAAGCGAACAGUGCGAGUUUCUGGCCCAAGAACUUGUCAAGUUGCAGCAAAAUCCCGGAUCAGUCGAAGACGCGAGACCUGGUGCGCGUUGGCAUCGGCAUCUCCUCCAUCUGCUUACACCAUCACGAGAUCAUCGCAGUCAACGACAUCCCCGUUGAGGCGCUUGCUGUCGAGGUUCAGCUCACAGUGCAGUCGACGAGGUGGUGGGACGCGUCAAGCAACAAGGUGAUUGUGGAGAGGAGGACGCAGCAGCAGCAGCAGCAGCAGCAGAAGGAUCAUAGCUAUAGCAUCCACGUGAAAGAGUCCGAGCAAGAAAUUUUCUCCAAAUCGACUUGA